CACGGACUUUAUAAAUGGUCGGACAGCGGGCAGCAGAAACACAGUCAACACCGACCAGUCACCGAGCAACAAAACAUGAUCAAGUUUGCCGUUCUCGCCCUGUGUGUGGCCGCCGCGGCUGCCGGCGGUGGAUAUGGUGGUGGAUAUGGUGCCCAGAGCCACGUCAGCGUCCAACAGUACAAUCCCUGGGGCAGCAGCAAAUACGGAGUUCACCAGACUCACGCCACUUAUGCCGGCCAUGGCGGUGGAUACGGCGGAUACGGAGGAUACGGCAAGUUUGUCGGAGGUCACGCCAAGGUCUACGCUCAGGCCCAGGGAUCUGAUGGAUAUGGACACGGCGGAUACGGCGGUGGACACGGUGGAUACGGCGGUGGACACGGCGGAUACGGCGGUGGAUAUUCCUACGGAUACAGCGCUGAUGUCGGACACGGUGGAUACGGCCACUAAUUUAAUUAUAUUGAGCGUCGUAACAUCGCUGUAACAUUGUCUGAUGUUGUAGGCCAUAUUUAUGUUAGAGCUUGUACGUGUAACGACCGAGGCGACCCCUACUCUGAGUCGUCGACUGCGCCGGCCGCCGCCGGGCAGUCAGUCUUGGUCAGUCUCUGCCGAGUCUCGGCAGUCCACCGACGAUUCACGCUCAUAGUGAGCCUCGGUCACUCGCUAUGUGACCCAGUCUCUCUCGCUCUCGGUCUCUCUCCUGGACUCUCUCUAUUUCUCUAUCUCUCGUCUGUCUCGAGUCAAGAAAUACAGUGAGGUGCCGAA
Amphibalanus amphitrite is the source of this 762-nucleotide messenger RNA. RefSeq names its product neuropeptide-like protein 31. The transcript is spliced from 4 exons. Lineage: Eukaryota; Metazoa; Arthropoda; Thecostraca; Balanomorpha; Balanidae. The record is from RefSeq and is a predicted model, not a curated record. Bases 76 to 447 code for a protein of 123 amino acids.